AUGUUCAGGAAUACUGCCUUGAAGGCCUCCCGGAGGUCCUUCAACCUCACCUCGAGCGCUCGUUACGCCUCGAAAAACCCUGGCUUCAGCCUCGCUGCUCGUCGUCCUCUCGCCGUUGUUAACGGUGCUCGUCAAUAUGCUUCUGAGGCGUCAAAACCUGGUGUGCGCGACUUUUUAAAGGACUCCAACGACUCUUUCCUCUCGGGCAGCACUGCCAACUACGUUGAUGAGAUGCCUUCACUCCUCCCCCCUACUCUCGUCCCUACCCCUACCGGUGGUGUUCCCCAGGAUAUGCCCGCCGGUGGCCUCGCCAGCGGCACUGAUGUCACCAACCACUUGAAGGUUCAGCUUCUUGUGCGCGCCUACCAGGCCCGUGGCCACCACAAGGCCAAGAUCGACCCUCUUGGUAUCCGUGGAGAGGCCGAGGCUUUUGGCUACGACAAGCCCAAGGAGCUUGAGCUCGACCACUAUGGUUUCACUGAGCGCGACUUGGACCAGGAGUUCGCUCUUGGACCCGGUAUCUUGCCCCGUUUCGUCACUGGAGAGCGUAAGAAGAUGACUCUCCGUGAGAUCAUUGACUCUUGCGAGAAGAUCUACUGCGGCUCCUACGGUGUCGAGUACAUUCACAUUCCCGACCGCAAGCCUUGCGAGUGGAUUCGUGACCGUUUCGAGAUCCCCGAGCCCUUCCGCUACUCGGUGGAUGACAAGCGCCGCAUUCUGGACCGUCUUAUCUGGAGUUCCAGCUUCGAGUCUUUCUUGGCUACCAAGUUCCCCAACGACAAGCGUUUCGGUUUGGAGGGCUGUGAGACCCUUGUGCCCGGUAUGAAGGCCCUGAUUGACCGCAGUGUUGACUACGGCAUCAAGGACAUUGUCAUUGGUAUGCCUCACCGUGGUCGCCUGAACGUUCUAUCCAACGUCGUUCGCAAGCCCAACGAGUCCAUCUUCAGUGAGUUCGCUGGUUCUACCGAGCCUUCUGAUGAGGGUUCCGGUGAUGUCAAGUACCACUUGGGUAUGAACUUCGAGCGCCCUACUCCCUCCGGAAAGCGCGUGCAGCUGUCCCUGGUUGCCAACCCCUCUCACUUGGAGGCUGAGGACCCCGUUGUCCUGGGUAAGGCCCGUGCCAUCCAGCACUACAACAACGACGAGACCGAGUUCAACACCGCUAUGGGUGUUCUGCUCCACGGUGACGCUGCCUUCGCCGCCCAGGGUGUCGUCUACGAGACCAUGGGAUUCCAGUCUCUUCCCGCCUACUCCACCGGUGGUACCAUCCACAUCGUCGUGAACAACCAGAUUGGUUUCACCACCGACCCCCGCUUUGCCCGUUCCACCCCUUACUGCUCGGACAUUGCCAAGGCUAUUGAUGCUCCCGUGUUCCACGUGAACGCCGACGACGUCGAGGCCGUCAACUACGUUUGCCAGGUCGCUGCCGACUGGCGUGCUGAGUUCAAGCGUGACGUUGUCAUUGACAUUGUCUGCUACCGUAAGCAGGGUCACAACGAGACUGACCAGCCCUCGUUCACCCAGCCUCGCAUGUACAAGCGCAUUGCUGAGCAGAAGGCCCAGCUCGACAAGUACGUCGAGAAGCUGAUUGCUGAGGGUACCUUCACCAAGGAGGACAUUGAUGAGCACAAGAAGUGGGUCUGGGGCAUGCUGAACGACAGCUUCGACCGCUCCAAGGACUACCAGCCCACCGGUAAGGAGUGGCUCACCUCCGCCUGGAACAACUUCAAGACCCCCAAGGAGUUGGCCACUGAGGUUCUUCCCCACCUCCCCACCGCUGUUGGCGCCAAUACUUUGUCCACCAUUGCCGACAAGAUCAGUGGUAGCGGCGCUCCUGAGGGCUUCACCCUCCACAAGAACCUGAAGCGUAUCUUGGCCAACCGCAAGAAGACUGUUGACGAGGGUAAGGGUAUUGACUGGGCUACUGCUGAGGCUCUUGCCUUCGGUUCCCUUGUUAACGAGGGAUACCACGUCCGUGUCUCCGGACAGGAUGUUGAGCGUGGUACCUUCUCCCAGCGUCACGCCGUCCUGCACGACCAGGAGAACGAGGCUGUCCACACUCCCCUGCAGAGCAUCAGCGACAAGCAGGGUAGCUUCGUCAUCUCUAACUCCUCCCUCAGCGAGUUCGGCUGUCUCGGUUUCGAGUACGGUUACUCUCUGACCUCCCCCGAGGCUCUCGUCAUGUGGGAGGCUCAGUUCGGUGAUUUCGCCAACAACGCUCAGUGUAUCAUUGAUCAGUUCAUCGCCUCCGGUGAAUCUAAGUGGUUGCAGCGCUCCGGUCUCGUUGUCUCUCUGCCCCACGGUUACGAUGGACAGGGUCCCGAGCACUCUUCCGGUCGUAUGGAGCGUUGGUUGCAGCUUUGUAACGAGGAGCCUCGCGUGUUCCCCUCUGCUGACAAGCUCGACCGCCAGCACCAGGACUGCAACAUGCAGAUCGUUUACAUGACCGAGCCCUCUAACCUGUUCCACGUUCUCCGUCGCCAGAUGCAGCGCCAGUUCCGCAAGCCUUUGGUCAUCUUCUUCUCCAAGGCUCUCCUGCGUCACCCCAUUGCCCGCUCUGACAUCGAGGCCUUCACCGGCGAGUCCCACUUCCAGUGGAUCAUCCGUGACCCCGCCCACGAGACCGCCGCCAUUGAGGCCCCCGAGAAGAUUGAGCGUGUCAUCAUGUGCUCUGGACAGGUCUACGCCGCCCUCGUCAAGCACCGUGAAGCCAACGGUCUCCGCAACACUGCCAUCACCCGUGUUGAGCAGCUGCACCCCUUCCCCUGGGCUCAGCUCAAGGAGAACCUUGACAGCUACCCCAACGCCAAGGACAUCGUCUGGUGUCAGGAGGAGCCUCUCAACGCCGGUCCCUGGUCUUACGCCCAGCCCCGUCUUGAGACCAUGCUGAACUCCACCGAGCACCACAACCGCCGCCACGUCCUGUACGCUGGUCGUGCUCCUAGUGCCUCCGUCGCCUCCGGUCUCAAGGCCGUCCACUUGAAGGAGGAGCAGGACUUCCUCAACGAUGCUUUCUCCAUCCACCAGGAGCGCCUCAAGGGCGAGUAA
This is a messenger RNA of Penicillium pulvis, 3048 nucleotides long. It is a transcript of the gene kgd1, whose product is annotated as alpha-ketoglutarate dehydrogenase KGD1. Gene Ontology annotation, biological process: tricarboxylic acid cycle. Gene Ontology annotation, molecular function: oxoglutarate dehydrogenase (succinyl-transferring) activity; thiamine pyrophosphate binding. The record is from RefSeq and is a predicted model, not a curated record. Lineage: Eukaryota; Fungi; Ascomycota; Eurotiomycetes; Eurotiales; Aspergillaceae. Gene Ontology annotation, cellular component: oxoglutarate dehydrogenase complex; mitochondrion. The coding region runs from base 1 to 3048 and encodes 1015 amino acids. The transcript is spliced from 3 exons.